GUCGCAGAUGGGGGAGGAGGCUUGGUUGUUGCCUAGUCAACCAGAAAGCGUCCACCCUGUAGUUCAAAAGGCAGCUGUCCGUGUCUGCAGGUUAUCAUCUGAACUGCUUUAGGGUGGAGAGAUAUAUGAAAAUACCAGAAGGUCUCUACUGCUAAACCAGCAAUGAACAGAAAGUGUAAUUCUAAAGACUCAACGUUUACUAUAAAGAGCAAAGUUGAUGAGAAAAAUGAAAAAAUACAAAUGCUUGCUCCAAAAGAAAAGUUGGUAAUUGCUCCUGAAUGCUCAAAUUCACGAGUCAACAUUCCAUCUAAGGGUCUUACUGAAAAUGGAGCACCAAAAAAGCUGCAAGCCAGUAUUAUACCAAGUAAAUCAUUGCCAGCAAACAAAGGGCAAAAUAACCAUGUCAAAGACAAACAAGUGGGUUCUAGUGGAGAAGAUGAUAGCGAUGAUGAAGCAGAAGGAGCACCCUUAGAACUGAUUACAGAGUUUCUGAAAUCUGUGAUGGAUGAAGAUUUUAAAGUUGCACAAAAACUUUGCCAGAUGAUACUUCUGUAUGAACCAGAUAAUCCAGAAGCCAAAGAGUUUUCUCCUCUUAUUGACCAGGUGCUGAAAUUAGAAGCUGAACUAAGCACUGAGAGUGAUGACUCUGAAGACAGUAGUGAAGAUUCAGAUGUAGAGAGCAGUGAAAGUAAUGAUAGUGAUACUGGAGAUUCUGAUGGAACUUCAGAUGAAACAAGUGAUGAGGAAUCUGAGGACUAGGUGGUGCUACUGAAGACUGUUACUAUUAUACUCGCACAAGGGAUGAUAAUCUACCUCUACCUCAGUGUCAAGUUAUAACAGAUGUGAUAAAACAAGUGUAAAUAAUAUUAACAAAAAAAACCAUUCUGUUUUGCCUUAAUGCAGUGUUAUUUUCUGGGAAUUAGACAUUAUUUUGUGUUUUUCCUCCCACUAUAGAUAAUAUAAUAAUGACAAAUAUGGGACUUUUCUCUUAAACAUCUUUUAUAUUUGAGCUUGAUAUAUUCAAUAGAAAGCCCAUCUAUGGUAAACGUCUAGACAUGUUAAAGGGCUAUUUUUGCUAACUAAAGCAGAUGUUUUAGAAUAUGGAAUUAUUAUUUUUUUAUGGCUAAUGUAAUUCUAAUUAUCAACAGGUGAGUUGGUUAGAAGGUUAUUGUUGCUUUGUCAUCUUCAAUGAUUUUUUAAAUGUUUAUCUAAUCCUGAUAACUUUUUCUCUGCAUUUAUAUUAAUUGCACAUUGCUUGAAUCUCUUUCAUAACUAUUUAAACCUUGUUUUUGUGUGGCAACUAUCACAUUUUUAUGGUUUUAAUUUGAAAAAAAAAAUAAUAAUUUAACUUUUCGAUACAUAUGACUAGCCACGGAUAAAUUUCUGGUACUAUUUAGUGUUAUGAAUAUUACCUUUAUGUAUAGAAGUAUAUUAUGUGAUAGGAGUAAUGCGUGUAACUUUUAAUGAGACACUUUCUUUUAACUUGUUAAAGA
Bombina bombina (fire-bellied toad) is the source of this 1493-nucleotide messenger RNA. It is a transcript of the gene ERICH2, whose product is annotated as glutamate rich 2. The record is from RefSeq and is a predicted model, not a curated record. Lineage: Eukaryota; Metazoa; Chordata; Amphibia; Anura; Bombinatoridae. The transcript is spliced from 10 exons. The coding region runs from base 163 to 759 and encodes 198 amino acids.